This is a messenger RNA of Lycium ferocissimum, 3380 nucleotides long. RefSeq lists its product as uncharacterized. The record is from RefSeq and is a predicted model, not a curated record. The transcript is spliced from 7 exons. NCBI's taxonomy places the organism in Eukaryota, Viridiplantae, Streptophyta, Magnoliopsida, Solanales, Solanaceae. The coding region runs from base 279 to 3227 and encodes 982 amino acids.
CCGGCCACAUUUCCAGAAUCUCCGGCCAAAUUUUUCGCCGGAAUGUUAGUUUUCCGUUUCCACCGACAACUCCGUGGUGUUAAUGAUUGUACUCUGAGCUUUAAUGAUUGUACUUUGAGGUUUAUAUUUUGAUACUGUGAAGCUUCUAAGUGGAGCUGCUAGUGCUUUUUUUCUAUUUCGGCUUUCCGAUCUCGUUUUUACCAAGAUAGGUCUAUACUUGUAAAAACAUACCUUUUCUAUACUCGAUAUAUGUGGAAUGCCAUUCUUUUUAUGAAGAUAUGAAUAGAGGAAUUAAGAUGAAUGGGUUUCCGAAUGGGAAGAGUCGUAAUCAUGAUAAACCUUCUCCAGGAUGCUUGGGACGAAUGGUGAACCUCUUUGAUUUAAAUUCAGGGGUGGCAGGAAAUAGGCUGCUUACAGAUAAACCACAUCGCGAUGGUUCACUCUCGAGGAGCCAAUCAGAUCUGGUGCGGUUGUCGCCAUCUUCUGAGGAUCAAGUAGAAGAAAAACUGGUUGUCUCGAAUUUGAAGAGGACUAGUUCAAACAGGAAAUCAAAUGGAACACCAAUUAAGAUGCUUAUAGCCCAAGAAAUGUCCAAGGAAAUAGAUUCUAGUCACAAUCCACCUAGUGUUGUUGCCAAGCUGAUGGGGCUUGAUGCUCUUCCGCAGAAAUCUGUUCCAGCUAUAAGACAUAAUUUUGGAGCUCAUUCGCGGUGUCAUACAGAUUCCUCUUUCAGCUAUUGCCAGCACGAAAACGAAUCCUUGACGGAAGAACUGCAGCAAGAAUUUCAUCAAUACCCAGAGCAGAAUGAAUAUAAAGAUGUUUAUGAAGUUUGGCAGCAACCCCAAAAAACGAACUGUGUGAGAAGUAAAUCCCCACAAAAGGCAAGACACGACGAAACUAGUUUGGACAAGAAGUCAGCCUUUGUUCGUCAGAAGUUUAUUGAAGCAAAAUGUUUAUCCAUAGAUGAACAACUUCGCGAGUCUACGGAAUUCCAAGAUGCAUUGGAUGUCUUAAGUUCCAACACGGAUCUGUUCCUCAAGUUUCUGCAAGAACCAAAUCCAAUGUUUUCUCAGCAUUUAUAUAAGUUGCAGUCUAUACCUCCUCCUCCUGAGACAAAGCGAAUAACUGUUCUAAGACCAUCAAAAAUGGUUGAUGAUUGUAAAUUUGGUGGAUCAGUGAAGAAAAAUGAAAUAAACAGAACAACCCAUGUAGGUCUGGGAAACAGGGCAAAAAACCAUAUGGCAUUUUCCCCUCCCGCAGCAAGUUGGAACAUUGAUGAAAAUCAUGCUCAACCUACACGGAUAGUCGUGUUAAAACCAAGCCUUGGUAAGACUCACAACUAUAGGGCUGCAAGUUCUUCACCUUCAGCAUCACCGAGAGUAUCACAAACUGAAACAAGUUUCGUCAACAUGGAGGCUAAUGAAGCUCAAGAAUCAAGAGAAGUGGCACAAACUAUCACACAGCAUAUGCGAGUAAACAUAGGUGGACAUCAAAGGGAUGAAACAUUACUUUCUUCUGUAUUUGCAAAUGGCUACAUUGGUGAUGAAAGCUCAUUUAAUAAAUCUGAAAAAGAGUAUGCAGCUGGAAAUAUCAGUGAUUCUGAAGUCAUGUCACCAGCUUCUAGGCACUCGUGGGAUUAUAUCAAUAGGUUUGGCAGCCCUUAUUCUUGCUCCUCCUUGGGCCGUGCUUCUUAUUCCCCUGAAUCUUCAGUUUCUAGAGAAGCCAAGAAGCGACUUUCUGAGAGAUGGGCGAUGGUGGCAUCUAAUGGCAGUUGUCAAGAACAAAGACAAAUGAGGAGAAGCUCCAGCAACACUUUAGGUGAGAUGCUUGCUCUUUCUGAUAUUAAGACGGCAGGAAGAAUAGAGCAGGAGAGUAUUAAAGAAGAUCCCCAGAUUUCAAAUUCCGCCUCGGUGAGUAAUUCCAAAGAUGAUGAUGCUAUCAACAAGUCACCAAGGAAUCUCUUGAGGUCUAAAUCUGUCCCUCUAUCCUCUACUGCAUUCAGUUCGCAGUUGAAUGUGGGUGCCCCAGAUCCUGUGACCGGAGAAAAUGACCUCCCCAAGCAGACAACAAAACCGAGAAGUACAAAAUCAUCACUGAAAGGGAAGGUCUCAAAUCUUUUCUUCUCUAGGAACAAAAAGUCAAACAAAGACGGAGCCAAGUGCUUGCAAUCCAAUGAUGAAUUGCAGUCAGGUGCAAAGCCUUUACAUUCUCUAUCAAAAGUUGACAAAUAUAGUGGUGAAUUCCUUGAUGAUCGAAGGGUUGAGUGCUCAGCAAGCGAUCUUCAUGAAUCAUCAUGUGCGCUAACUUGUGAAGAUUUAGUUGGGAAGCAAGGCACAACCUCUCCUGAGGUUGUGCUCUCUGGAGCAAGAUCUUUGCACGCUGGACACCCAUGUGAGAACCAGGACCAACCAAGUCCUAUAUCAGUUUUGGAGGCACCAUUUGAAGAGGAUGAACAUCCAGCAUGUAUAUCAUCUGGCAGUAUCAAGCCAGACCGUCAUGCAGGUGCCGAGUUGUCUCUUCACCCUAUAAAGUCCAACUUGAUCGAUAAAUCUCCUCCAAUAGGAUCAAUUGCUCGUACAUUAUCAUGGGACGAUUCCUGUGCAGAUACAGCCAGUUCAGUUUACGUGAGACCAUCAUCAUCCACUCAGAGGAUUGAGGAAGUAGAACGUGAAUGGUUCUCUUUUGUUCAAACAUUACUAACUGUGGCUGGUCUUGAUGAAGUGCAGUCUGACGCUUUCUCAACCAUGUGGCAUUCUCCUGAAAGCCCUUUGGACCCGUCACUCAGAGAAAAAUACAUUGAUCUGAAUGAGAAGGAGACACUACAUGAGGCUAAGCGAAGACAAAGGAGAUCAACCCAGAAGCUUGUGUUUGAUUGUGUAAAUGCAGCUUUACUAGAAAUUGCAGGAUAUGGGCCAGACAAUUGCCAAAGAGCCAUACCUUCUAUGGGGGUCCAUAAUAAUCUGCCACAGGGAACUAGGCUAGUAUUGUUGGACCAAGUGUGGGACCGAAUGAAGGAAUGGUUUCCUAGUGAAGCGAAAUAUCUCUCUAUUGAUGGCGGGGACUUAGACAGCCUGGUGGUGGAGGGUAUGGUAACGAAGGAGGUAACGGGGAAAUGGUGGCUUGAAAAUUUGAGAUUAGAAUUAGACAAUGUAGAAAUCGAAAUUGAAGGGAAGUUGCUCGAAGAGCUUGUGCAUGAAUCUGUCGUUGAAUUUGCAGGUAGAAUGUGAUGAGUCUUCUGCACUUAUUCUUCUUUGUUUUUUUUUUUUUUUUUUUGCACAAUAAUAUAACAUUAUUGUUUGUGUAUCAUUGUAUUUGCCAACAACACUGCCCAAAGGUAAUUGUUUAAUGUUGUGAAGUGUAUGCAAAUCUGUACUGAUCUA